CCGCAAAUCUCAACAGCCGUCAGCACUUCACCAGCAGCUCAAAAGAUAUCACAAAUUUGUCAGGGGGCAAAAAAAAAAAAAAAAAAAAAUCGAGGAAGGGAGACAGAAAUCAGAAUGAGGAAGUUCGAUCCGUGGGCGGUGUUCUUCAGGAGAGAAUGGAAUCGCAACUGGCCCUUCCUCGCCGGAUUCGCCAUCACCGGCGCUCUCAUCACCAAGUUCACCGCUGGGCUCACUGAGGAGGACGCGAAGAGCUCGCGAUUUGUUCAGGAGCACAACAGGUGAACUCCGAAUGGUUCUGGAACAAGGUUAUGCUUCUCCACCUGCUGAUAUCAUGCCGAUUACCGUCCUUAUUUUCCUGCAUCAUUAAGUUAGACAUGGUUGUUUAUGUAUUAUGUCCUUUUUCUUAAUGAAACUGAAAUAAUGGAUUCUUGAAUGGUGGUACCAUUUCCUUGUGCUUUUGGAGCUCAGUUUAUAAAUCAUAAGAAACUUUUAACUGCAA
This is a messenger RNA of Asparagus officinalis (garden asparagus), 499 nucleotides long. RefSeq lists its product as uncharacterized. Bases 115 to 282 code for a protein of 55 amino acids. The transcript is spliced from 3 exons. Lineage: Eukaryota; Viridiplantae; Streptophyta; Magnoliopsida; Asparagales; Asparagaceae. The record is from RefSeq and is a predicted model, not a curated record.